ACUGUUCCGUAUAUUACAAAUCAAAUAUCAUCAUGAUGGCUCGGUGUGCCGUCGGGAGAGGGGGCACAGUGUUUUGAGCUGAGGCAAGGAAAGAAGUUAAAAAGAUUUAUGGCAUGCAUGUAAAGGGAUGAAAACUACAUGAUCGAUAAUGGAUUGACGUUGUGCUCGUUUGAAAAGCCCUGGAUAAGUUAGUCUUACAGAGCAAAGAGAUCGGGGAGAAAAUAAAAAGAGACAUAGUUUUGCAUGCAUGAAAAGGUUUAUUGAUUGGUCGAGUGAGCUAAGACGGGGCUAGGAUGUGCAGUAAAAGACUUUCAGGAUGCCCAGGGCAUAUACAGCACACUAGGGAACUUGGACAGAGAUGGAUCGUGAUAAUCAUGAUUAUAAGAGGCUUUAAAUUUUGAAAAGUUAUGAUAUUUCUGCUCGAGAUCGCCUCAAGUUCAUUGCUGCAGUAUCUGCUGUUCCCCAGUUGUUAUAUGAUCACGGUUCUAUACGUUCGUCCAAAGCCAAGAUAUUGGGAGAUGAGCCUUUGACGUCAUCCUGAGUGAGUCUCUAUUACGACGUCAUCAUUCUUUCACGACGAAGUGCUAAAUAUCGUGACAUCAUCAUGCUGUCGUCUGCUACGGUUUUAGCAAUUUCCACAAGUUCGGCGCUGGGAUUUUUCCUUCUAAACGCCCUGCUCAGGUUGUCGCCCCCACCAAUGCGUCACGUGGUCGUAUCGAAGCGGCAUAAAUGGAGAAAUGAAGUAGGAUCGUUGGUUCAUUCAGUUAUCGUCGGUCUAGGAUCGCUAUAUUGUUUAACGUUAUCACUCAUGAGUGAGGAGAAUGACAACUCUUAUUUCGCAGAUAUAGAAAUAUUUGGCGCCUUAUCAGUAGGUUACACAAUCUAUGAUACAGUAGAUCUGUUGCAGAACGAAUCGAUAUGGAAAGUCCUUGGUCUUGUUAUUCAUCACAUAGCUGUUUUCGGAUGUUUUAUCUUUUGCUAUCAAACCGGGCGAUUCUAUAAUCUUUGUAUAUUUGCCAUGAUGGUCGUCGAUUGCUCUAGCAUUUUUCUACAUCUCCGCAUGCUCCUCAUCAUGCAUGGUUUCGAUAAGGACCAUCCCAUCCGAACCAUCAGCACAUUCACCAACGUCGUAUCUUUCGCCGGCCGUCUCGUAAUGAUCGUCUACAUCCUCGUCAAUGUCCUAUUCGAACCGGAACUCCCCGGCAUCUUUAGGUUCGCGUCAUCUCUGUUAAUCUCCAGUCUACUCGUUAUUAAUCUAAUACUCUUCAAACGACUCAUUGUUAGCGAUUUAACUUCAAAGAAAAUACAAUUACCGUCACAGUCAGCGUCACCAUCAUCGUGUAAUAAUAACGUAGACAUUUUCGAUACAUCGUGAAAGGAAAUAGUGAUUUCGAUUUAUUUCUAAGGUGGGUCGGAACUUCUGUGACUCUUUUAGUUGGUUACAACACUAUUAUGUCAUGCAAUUCACUGACUUCCACUAAAUUUUCUUCUUAAAGAAAGGUAUAAUAAAAGGCAAGCAUAUUGAUAGGAUAAAUGAAGCUUAAUCUGUGAUCAUCCAGAUCAAGUCAUAUUCCAAUCUAUAAAAUCCUGGGGCAAUCGAGCCUUUCCUCAUUUGUAAUGUGCCUUUACUUGUAAUUCUCUUUACUUUUUUGUUUUUGCUCCCUUCUACGCGCCUUUAGUAUUUAAUCAAAAUGGAAAAGACGCUAUAUAAAUCCUGUAUUAUUAUGUAUUUAUUAUUAUUAUUAUUGAUAUUUGCCUAUACGCAGUGAUAAGUAACAUAAGAAAGUAAAAUGUUUGACAUAGAAUGUUUGGAAUUCCGACUGCCUCUAUGGGUCAUCAAUGCUCUCACCUUCUCUGCUUGGAUUAUGUUCUUCCGACAGUUCUGGUGAACAUGUUUAAGAAAGGCAAAACGGGUUGAUAUUUCAUUAAUUGAUCAUCUUUUUUUUGGCCUAGCUCGUAUAUACCAGGUAUAUAAUUGAUACAUAUUUUUUAUUGAUUUAUAGUAUGUAAAUUUUAGAUCUUAUUGGGAUUUCUGCAAUGGAUUGAUAUAGUAUUGAGAAUAAAUCCACCGGUGGGUAUAAGCAGUAUCU
Messenger RNA from Lytechinus pictus (painted urchin), 2090 nucleotides. Its product is annotated as TLC domain-containing protein fld-1-like. Gene Ontology annotation, biological process: membrane assembly; plasma membrane organization; regulation of membrane lipid distribution. The record is from RefSeq and is a predicted model, not a curated record. The transcript has 7 exons. Bases 605 to 1375 code for a protein of 256 amino acids. NCBI's taxonomy places the organism in Eukaryota, Metazoa, Echinodermata, Echinoidea, Temnopleuroida, Toxopneustidae. Gene Ontology annotation, cellular component: plasma membrane.